Messenger RNA from Epinephelus lanceolatus (giant grouper), 625 nucleotides. The record is from RefSeq and is a predicted model, not a curated record. NCBI's taxonomy places the organism in Eukaryota, Metazoa, Chordata, Actinopteri, Perciformes, Serranidae.
GGCAGCAGGCGGGUGGUGCAGUAUGGAGCAGGAAUCAUGUUGAUUCUGGGAUCAGUCGGAAAGUUCACGGCUCUGUUCGCCUCCCUGCCGGAUCCCAUCCUAGGAGGGAUGUUCUGCACGCUGUUCGGUAUGAUCACGGCUGUAGGGCUGUCUAACCUGCAGCUGGUGGAUUUGAACUCAUCCAGAAAUCUUUUCGUUCUUGGGUUCUCAAUGUUUUUCGGUCUGACUCUGCCAACGUACCUGGACGCACACCCCGACUCCAUCAACACAGGUCUGACGGAGCUGGAUCAGAUUCUGAUGGUUCUUUUGUCGACUGAAAUGUUUGUUGGCGGUUUUCUGGCUUUUUGUCUCGACAACACGAUACCAGGUUCCAAACAGGAGAGAGGUUUGGUUGAGUGGAGUUCUUCCUUCUCCUCCUCCUCUUCCUCCUAUGACCUUCCUCUAGGGAUGGGUAUGGUGAGACGGACCAGCUGGCUCAGACGGUUUCCCAUCAGCCCCUCCUUCAGAGGUUUUCAGGGGUUUGAUGAUCCGCCGCCGUGCGAGGAGGAAGAGGAGGAAGAUGCUGACAUCAGCCAGCCCAGUACGAAGGUCAUCAACUUCCAAAAAUAAAAUCAAACAACAACCC